Molecule: messenger RNA, 7683 nt
Organism: Lates calcarifer (barramundi perch)
Lineage: Eukaryota; Metazoa; Chordata; Actinopteri; Centropomidae
Gene: trip11
Product: thyroid hormone receptor interactor 11
Biological process (GO): Golgi organization; endoplasmic reticulum to Golgi vesicle-mediated transport
Cellular component (GO): Golgi apparatus
Molecular function (GO): small GTPase binding
Source: RefSeq, a predicted model, not a curated record
CUCUGUGUCCACGUCAAACCUGACAGCCAUCGCUAUAGCCGAGCUGAUAAUGGCUGCAGUUGAGGUGGCACUUUCUGGGAGCUGUGUCGUUUAGAGUCGUUAAAAACGGCUGGAAACACAUCUCCCGUUCACCGCAGAUGACACAGACUUCAACAUAAAACCCGUCGUCUGAGGAAUUUCCUGUCUGACCGGGAUAUAAUGUCGCUGAAGCCGCUCGUCUUGACAAAUUCCUCCAGGCAAACGGUCAGCUGUUAUUAGCCGGGUCUGUGCUACACGAGCGGUCUCUCAGCCUGGAAAGCGACUUUGUUACGGAAGAUUAAAAGUGGAUUUUAAAGUUAACAGCGUCUCUGUGGGUUAGAGUUUACAUCCGAGCUUGAUGACCAGGCUGACUUUAUCACCUUUCGUGUCAAAGCUAGGCUAACACCCCCCUCCUUCGUUCACCUCGGCCUCGCUUUGCUUUUGUUUUUGUUUGGUUUUCUUUAACCCCCCCCCCGCCUGAAGAUGUCGUCCUGGCUGGGUGGUCUAGGCUCCGGCCUCGGUCAGUCUCUGGGCCAGGUCAGCGGGAGCCUGUCGUCUUUCACCGGACAGAUAUCAAACUUUACCAAAGACAUGUUACUGGAAGGGGUGGAAGAAGUCGGAGAUGCUGCCACAGAGCUACAGGUGUCCAAUUCCAGGUUGGCUGAGGUCGAGGCUUCAUUUUCCACUCAGAAAUCUGAGUAUGACAGAUUAAAAAAGCUGCAUGCAGAGCUCGAGGAGAAGCUGGAGGCUUCAGAGAUCCAGAUUAAACGACAGACUGCAGAAUACAGAACUCUUCUACAGCAGAAAGAUGUGGAGAUCAGUCACCUGAAAGCUCGGCAGAGUGCACUGCAUGAAGAAGUCCAGAAGCUGCAGCAGUCGGCCCAGUCUGCCUCAGCCAGCCCCGCACUGCUGCCGGUCACAACUACUUCCUCCACCACUACCUCCUCUGCUUCAUCUUACCUGUCCCGGCCCUCAGGAUCCCACCAGGGCUUCCAUGGCGACGAUAUGGACCUCAGUGAUGUCAUCUGGUCGCAGCAGGAGAUCAACCGGCUGUCGACGGAAGUCAUGCGUCUGGAGGCGGAGGUGGCACACUGGAGGCGAAUGUCUCAGGCAUCAACAGCAGCAGGAGCUGGUAAUGGCGACCAGGGUGAGACUCUCAAACUUCAAAGGACUAUUAAGGAGCUGCGGGAGGAGAUGAGUCGUGAGGUGGAUGAACACCAGCAUGAACUGGCAGCUCUGCAGGACGCCCAGCGGCAGAAGUUGGCUGACAUCACCCGACGACACAGAGAGGAGCUCGCAGAGUACGAGGAGAGGAUAGAGGAGCUGGAGGAACAGAUUCAGAGUGGUGGUCAAACCAGUCCUUCAUCAGACGCCUCAAAGCUGCCUGAACUCCAGAAAACCAUUCGGUCCCUGCAGGAAGCGGCAGAGCAGCGGGAGAAGCAGCUGGCCGAGCUGUCUGCCAGCCUGGAGGAGGCACAGGGGAAACAGGCCUCGCUGCAGCUGGAGAAGGAUGAAGCCCAGGAAGAAAACGCCGGGCUGCUGCAGAAUUACAUGCGGCUGCAGGCGUCCGUGGCCGAGCUCCAGACACGAGUACAAGAGCAGGAGGGGAAGGCUCUGCAAAAAGCCCAGCUAGACCACGAGAUCCAAGUGCUGAGACAAAACCUUACAGCUGCAGAAAAAGAAAUAGAGAGAUUGAAAAACCAGACUGAAACAGAACCAGAGGAGGAAGUUGAGCAUGCAGACAUCUUAGAACUGAACACCAUUAUUGGAGGGCUGAGACAAGAAAAGGAGGUCCUAGAACAAGAAAAGCUCAAUCUGCAAGAAAGACUUAAAGUGGCAGAGGAACAAAUAAAUAGCAACAAUGCAGCUGAUUCUGGAGAAUCAGAGUCACUGGAGGAUCUGAGGGUGGAGCUGGAGAGGAGAGAAAAGGCCCUGAGAGCCACUGAGGAGGAGCGGGAGACUCUCAUGUCUGAACUGGAAGAACUAGAUCGCCAAAACCAGGAGGCAACACAGCAUAUGAUCUCAGUGAAGGAGCAGCUCUCUGCACAGCUGAAGGAGGCCGAGGCAGAGCUGACAAGACUGACCGCAGAGCUCAACACAACCAAAGACCAGAAAAGGACACUGGAGCAAGAAGUGGAGACCCAAAAAGAGAAAACGAGCCAGAGCGCUUUCACCCUUAAUGAACUGCAUAUGGGCAAACAGCAGCUGGAACGGACAGUGAAGGAGCUGAAAGACAAACUGGGACAUGCACAGGAGCAGAGCAGGGAGGCACGUAGAGAAAUCACAGAGCUGAAGAAGAGUUUGCAAGAGAAAGAGGAGCUGUUCUCUGCUGCUAGAGCAGAGCUGGAUCAGGCAGGGGAGAGAGGAGCUGAAGCACGGGGAACUAAAGAGGAGCUAGCAGGGAAGGAGAGGGAGUUAUCAGACCUCAGGAGAGAACUGGAUGAGAUGAGGGGCUCUCAGGAGAAGGUGAUGUCUGCGGACUAUGAGUUGAAGAUGGAGAACAGGAGGCUGAAGGCGGAGAGUGAGCAGGCCCUGGGUAAAGUAGAGGAACUAACCAAGCAGAUGAAGGAAAGCCAAGCUGCUGUGAACAGGACAGUGAGAGAAAAGGACACUCGUAUCGAAGCUCUGAAGCUGGAGAAAAAUCAGCUGGAAGGUGAAUUGAGGCAGACUGAGAAGACGCUGGCCGAACAGGCAAAACAGUACCAGCAGACGAUUGAGGAGCUGACUCGAGCUCGCUCCAUGGACGCCUCAGCUUUACAGAUGGAGCAUGAACGCGCCAUCAAACUCAACCAGGAAAAAGACAUGGAGAUAGCUCAGCUGAAGAGAGACAUGGAGCAGUUGGCGUCAGAUCACAGAGACACCAACGAGAUGCUUUCAAUCACAGUCGCAGGACAAAAGCAGCUGACGGAUCUGCUGCAAGAGAAGGACGUCUUCAUGGACACUUUAAAACAAAAUGCUGCAGAUAUACAAAAUGAGAUGGAGAACAGUAUCUCAGUCGUGACCAAAGAAGCCGAAGCUCUCAGACAGGCUCUAGAGGAGAAGGAUAAACAGCUGGGGGGCAUGAAGGAGGAGAACAGCCAUUUGAAAGAGGAGAUUGAUCGGCUCAGAGAUCAGCAGAGCAGGCCUCAACCUCUGGCUGAGCCCCGGACUCUGGACAUCAUCACAGAGCUGGAGACGGAGAUCACCCAGCUCAAGUCCUCCAGGAAUGCCCUGGAAGAAGAGGUCCAGACUCUGAGGAGAACUGUGGAGGAGCAGCAGGCCUCCCUCCUUCUGCUGCAGCAGUCCCUCCAGACUCAACAGAGUGAGCUUGAGCAGGCUCAUGCUCGCCAUCAGCAGACCACACUUAACUAUGACACACUAAUACAUGCUAGAGAUGAAGAGAUAGCACGCCUCCAGCAGACAGUAGAUCGGCUCAGUGUGAGUCAGGGUCGUGCGGACUCUCCACCUGUGCAGGGAGAAGUCAUCCUGCAGGAGGACAAGACCCAGACUCUAAAUCAGGAGAACGGCAACGAGAAACAUGACCUGUCUAAGGUAGAUAUAGAGAGACUGGUGAGAGGCAUCAAGGAGAAAGAGACAGAGAUCAGCCAGCUGAAUGAGAAGAACCUCUCUUUGACCAAACAGCUGGAUCAGCUGGUGGUGUCUCGCGAUGAGGUGGGUAAACUCUCCCAGAUGAUACUGCAGAAGGAUCUGGAGAUCCAGGCGCUUCAUGCCAGAGUCUCCAUGGGUGGAGGUGGCGGACACAGCCAGGAUGUCAUUUUCCUACAGCAGCAGCUGCAGGCUUACGCUGUGGAGAGAGAGCAAGUGCUAGCCGUGCUUAAUGAGAAGACCAGAGAGAACAGCCAGCUUCGCUCCGACUACCACCGCCUCAUGGAUAUCAUGGCAGGGAAGGAAGCAGCUCUGUUGAAGCUUCAGCAGGAGAAUCAGCGCCUCUCCAACAUGAGUGACCCCUCAGGAAGCCAUGAGAUGUUCAAGGAGACCAUCCAGAACCUGUCGCGCAUCAUCAGGGAGAAAGACAUAGAGAUUGAUGCGUUGACACAGAAGUGCCAAACCCUGGUGACCGUCCUGCAGACCUCAGGAGGAGAGUCUGGUUCCGGCUCUGGAGGCAUCAGCAGCAAUCAAUUCGAGGAGCUGCUGCAGGAGAGGGACACGCUGAAGCAGCAGGUGAAGAAGAUGGAGGAGUGGAAGCAGCAGGUGAUUACAACAGUCAAGAACAUGCAGCACGAGUCGGCCCAGCUGCAGGAGGAGCUGAUCAAACUGCAGGGUCAGGUCUCUGCUGAUAGCGACUGUAGCUCCAAGCUGUCUGUGGACUACUCUCGACUGAUCCAGAGCUACGAGCAGAAGGAGAGGAGGCUGGGAAGUCUGAGUCAGGAACUCGCACAGGUGCAGCAGACCAUCACCCAGCUCAGCUCCACCAAGGAUGUCCUGUUGGGUAAACUGGACAGCGUAGCACAGACUCCUGAAGUUGCAGUUGCUCAGUCUAUUGAACCUCCUCUCGCAGCUGAGGCUCCCAGCCACCUAACAGAUUCACCCGUAAACGGUGAGAGACUGCAGGAGGAACUUGUGCGACUGCGAGGACAGCUGGCUGAGAAGGAAAACAUGAUCAGGACCCUUCAGGAGAACAACCACCGGCUCUCCAACUCAGCAUCUGCCUCAGAGACUGAGCAGAGAAGUCAGGCGGAGGAGGUUCGGCAGAUGAGAGAGAGGCUGGACGCUCAGCAUAGAGCGGUGAGGGAGAAAGACCUGCUCAUCAAAACCAAAGGAGACCAACUAAUUCAGGUCAGUGAGUCACUACGUAACCGCGAGAAUGACAACGAGGUGCUGAAGCAGGCCGUGACCAACCUGAAGGAGCGUGCUCUCAUUCUGGAAAUGGAUGUGAGGAACCUGAAGGAGGAGAACGAGCUUGUAGCUGCACGCUCUCGAGAAAAAGAGUCAGAGUUCAGAGCGCUGCAGGAAACCAACAUGCAGGUUUCCCUCCUCCUCAGAGAGAAGGAGUUUGAACUGAGUGCAAUGAGUGAGAAGGCUGCAACUGUGGAGAGGAUGCUCAAGGACAAAGAGCAGGGUAAGUCUGGUGAGCUGAAUCAGCUCCUGAAUGAAAUGAAGUCCAUGCAGGAGAAAGCUGUGGCGUUCCAGCAGGAGAGGGAUCAGGUGAUGAUGGCACUCAAGCAGAAACAAAUGGAGACCACUGCAGUACAGACUGAGCUUCAGCAUAUGAAGGAUAAAGAACAGCGUCUCAACUUGGAGCUGGAAAGGCUGCGUAAUCACCUCCUGGAGAUUGAAGACUCGUACACGAGAGAAGCUCUCGCUGCAGAGGACAGAGAAACCGAACUACGUAGGAGGGUGGCGAUGCUGGACGAGAAACUGGCCACUUCCUCCAGUGCAGUGGAGAAUGCCAGCCAACAGGCCAGCAUGCAGGUGGAGUCUCUGCAGGAGCAGCUGAGUGGAGUGGUGAAGCAGAGGGAUGAUGCGCUCGCACAACUCCGAACUUCCCAGGAGCAGGUCAACCAGUAUGCAGUGUCGCUCUCCAACCUGCAGAUGGUGCUAGAGCAAUUCCAACAAGAAGAGAAAGCCAUGUACUCAGCAGAGCUUGAAAAGCACAAGAGGGAGAAGGAAGAGUGGAGAAGAAAAGCUGUGAAGCUGGAAGACCAAGCAUCCGCCCUUCAGAUGAACCUCGACGAGGCCAACGCUGCUCUAGACUCAGCGUCUCGCCUCACCGACCAGCUCGACCUGAAGGAGGAGCAAAUUGAGGAGCUGAAAAAACAAGUGGAUGUGAGACAGGAGAUGUUGGAGGAGGCGCAGAGGAAACUGAUGAACCUCCUCAACAGCACAGAGGGGAAGAUAGACAAAGUCCUGAUGCGUAACCUGUUCUUGGGAUACUUCCACACACCUAAAACCAAGCGUGCCGAUGUGCUGAGGCUCAUGGGAAGUGUUCUGGGGCUGAGCCGAGAAGAAGUUGAUAAGAUGUUGGAUGAGGACGGACGGCACGGUGUAACUGGAUGGGUGUCGAGCUGGCUGGGAAGCAGAGGAGCACAAAGUGUCCCAAACACUCCACAGAGACCCACCAGUGGCCAGGGGCUCAACUCUUCCUUCUCAGAGAUGUUUGUAAAGUUCCUGGAGAUGGAGUCGACCCCCACGCUACCCGCACCAAGGCUUCCGGUCCAUGACAUCAAGCCUCUGAGCGCCCCGCCUCCGAGAAGAACCAGCAGUACGGCUUCCAACAGCUCUGCAGUAGCUGCAGCAGCCAGCAAGCGAGCCGGCGAGACCAAUCCUUUCCUGGCCCCUCGCUCGGCGGCGGUGCCUCUGCUCGCUGGUUCCAGCUCCGGCAGCUCCGGAGGUCACCUGCUGAUGAAGCCCAUCUCUGACGCCCUGCCAUCCUUCACACCUGUGCCGGUCUCGGCUGAGGCCAGUGCUGGAGCUGUGCUCAAAGACUUGUUAAAGCAGUGAUCAGUCCUAUAACGAGUGCCAGUUAAACGUCUUAAUUCAUCCAUCAUGAGUUGUACACUACACAGACUGAGAUAUUUGAGCAGGUCUGCUUCCUAACUGCUGCUCUUUUUUAUUUCCUGCAAAAAUAAAUGAUCAGAUAAUUCAUUAAGGUUUAAUAUUCCCUUUUUUGGAGGGGUCUGAAACUAAAUUUAGUUUUUUUAGAAUCAGAUGUACUUGCAAUUACUACUCUAUGCAACAGAGUCUCCCUUUACACAUCCGUUAAAGUGUUUCCUUUUCAGCAUUAUAGUGAGGUGUUGAGAGCAGCACAGUAGAUUUUCAUAGAAACCGUCAUUUUGAUUAUGAGCUACUUUACAUUGUUAUUCAUUGCACCAGAUCUGAACACAAGUGACCUUGUAAACUCACUGUGUGCAGUUCAAUACAUGUGGGUUGAGUCUAAUCAUCACCUCUGUUUGCAAGAGGAAAUAUCUCAUUUCCUUCAGUUUUCAUCCUUUUAAGUUACAUUUUAUUUUCUUGUCUUUUGAGUUUUUUGUUUUUUUUUUUCUUUUCAACAAUGCAGUGAACUGUUUCUGAUCCAGGACUAAAAAACUCUCUGGCAGCAGCCCGUGUAGAGAUUUAUGUGGUUCAGUACAUCUGUUAAAACCAUAAAGACAUUUUUGCUAAAUCUUGUCUUCUCCAGACAGCCAGACUGUGAUAUGCAACAAGCGUUGUAAUUAUGGCUGUAACUGCUGACUGUGGUUGAUCAGAGGCUUGAGACUGCUCUUAUGUUUAAAUACAGUACUAUUAUAUAGUUAUAUAUAUGUAAAUGGGUGGCGUUUUUCCUAUUUAUAGGCACUAAGGAAGUUCUGGAAGCAAAGUGCCUGCAUUUUUGCUAAUUAGAUAGUUGUAUAAUCAGGAUUGUAAAUGGUUGAUAUAAAUAUAUAUAUUUACAAAAUGUAAAAACUGCACAUUUAAAAAGUUUUACCUGACCAGAGCUGCUCUGCAUUUUUGUAUAGACAUCAAUCAGACGCUGCAGAAGGAAUGUUACAGGGUUUCUCCAGGUGUAUUGAUAAAAUGUAUAGACUGUAAAUCCUCACUGUAAAAGAAUUUUUGUAGAUGUAAAAUCUGAAACUGGAGAGGUGUCAAAGAGGAGUUGGAUUACCUUGAACUUGGAUGAUCUUUAACCGAGGUUAGUACCCCUGACUUAAUUGGAAUCUCAAAUCAAAUAAAGGUACUGCUGACCCCUUA